This is a messenger RNA of Fusarium oxysporum Fo47, 1938 nucleotides long. RefSeq lists its product as uncharacterized. Gene Ontology annotation, cellular component: nucleus. Gene Ontology annotation, biological process: regulation of DNA-templated transcription. Gene Ontology annotation, molecular function: zinc ion binding; DNA-binding transcription factor activity, RNA polymerase II-specific. The transcript is spliced from 3 exons. Bases 27 to 1790 code for a protein of 587 amino acids. The record is from RefSeq and is a predicted model, not a curated record. Lineage: Eukaryota; Fungi; Ascomycota; Sordariomycetes; Hypocreales; Nectriaceae.
CUUUGUCAUAUCCACACGACAAGGGAAUGGCAUCUUCUUCAGGCCCGAGGCGGGCUUGCAAGCUAUGUCGCCGCCGCAAGGUCAAGUGUGAUGGAUUGCCGACUUGCAGCAAUUGUCGAGCCGCAGGGGCCGCUUGCCAGUAUGCCCCUCCGAGGAAAAGAGGUCCCAAACCUGUUCGGUACUGUGGCAGUAUCUCAGACGAUACCCCAACCCCAAUAUCACCAGCCACCUAUCCAUCCGAGAUCCUCGACGAUUCACCCCUCUCCUCUCCAGCGACCUGCCUACAACCAGCCACACCUACAGCUGUGAGCCAGGCCCAGCACAGCAGUAUCAGCAGCAGCCAAGGGUUGAGACCAGAAUCAUUGUCGGAGACUCGGACUGAAGCUGCUGUCAGAAUUUAUCUUGACCUCCUGACAGGGCUGCAAAACUCUGCCUCAGGUGAAUCCUCAGCAUCCAUUGCUCAUCGGUGCAUCUUCCUAUAUACUCGCUAUGUGUUCGGGUCUGUCCCUCUUUGCCAUGAAGCCUCACUGCGAGCAACAGUCGGUCGAUUCUUUGAGGUAGAACAACACUCGCCUUGUGAAGAUGCCCUCGACAUUUACAGACGGACACUGGCCUGCCUGUCAUCUGAAAAUGAGUAUAGUGCGAUAGAGAAGCUCAGGAGUCUGACACUUCUCCUAGCCCUGUGUGCGGCUGUGUCUUAUGCUGUUCCAGAGUCUCUGUUGCCGACUAAACAUCUCACAGCGCCACUAUUCGUCAAAACAACGCGAGAGCUACUUCAUCUCUACCACGACUACGAUCUCGAGCACCCUGAGUCGUCGUCGCUCACCAUCCGCAUGUUCUUGUCAUCGGCUAUACAAACCUCUACAGGCACCAACGGUGUGGCCUUUCAUAUCUUGAACGAAGCGGGUCUAAUUGCCAUGAGAAUGCGUCUGUACUGCGAGGCCUCUCUUGAGGGAAGAGACCCGAUCGAGCAGCAGAUCCUCCGAAACGCAUUCUGGCAGUUAUACGUGUGCGACAAGACCGUCUUGGUAAUGGGAGGCCGUCCCGUUUCCAUCCAUGAGACUUUGUUCGACACCCAGCUAAGUCUGAAACCAAGUUCACCAAGCCCAGUGACGCUCUUUGAAUAUGGUCCGGAACUCGACGGUGCCGAGAUAGAAGGCCGUCUGUUGGAGGGUUUCCAUAUCAUACGUCGUCUAUGGGCCAUGGCUGCACGAGUCAUUCGAGGGAUGGAGUCAAGAUCCAUCGGGCAUACAGAUAAAUUCACGGAGCUUUACGAAGAAGACAUGGCUGAUCUAUCAAACGCAUACUUCGAGGUAAUCACACUAACAAACUGUUUCCCAGGCUGGGAUCUGUCACCAGCUGCAUUGUCACCCGACACCGACUGUCGAGAGAUAGACAAAGGUCUAGAUGACGUUCUACAGAGACAAAAGACCAGUUAUCUGAUUUCACUCCACUCGAUCAAGCUCUUUGUGCUAAACUCUGCUAUCUCAUGCAACAUGACCCAGAUUGUGGGCCUAAGCGCAGCGCCUCUGUCUCUGGCCAUGAGAAUAAUAGAGCUGGCUCAAGAUUUCUUCAACGUCCUUGAAACCAUCCCAUUCCUUCAUCUCCAAGCUGAGGGGGAACAAUGCGCAGAAAAGAUAAGACGUGUUGGCAGUCUACUGCUCGAACUUGCACAUAAUUACGAUGAGGAAGUUGUUACGUCCCGGGCAAGCCAGUGCGUGCAGCGUUCGGUCAACCUGCUUGUUCGGCUAAAUUCAAAGGCUUCUGAUGGCGUCGGUGGUUUAAUAUAAUAAUUAGCCUUCUUGAUUUGUACAUAGCUGUAGUCGAGGAAUGUGACAUCUCCAUUUCUGUCGUCACCUUGACGAAACUAGAAGAAUGACGGUCGAUGAGCUCUCGCUCAAGUGAUCAGUAUGAAUAUGAUUAGGAAUAGAAACAGUG